Molecule: messenger RNA, 3701 nt
Organism: Magallana angulata
Lineage: Eukaryota; Metazoa; Mollusca; Bivalvia; Ostreida; Ostreidae
Exons: 4
Coding region: 162-3032 (956 amino acids)
Molecular function (GO): protein binding
Source: RefSeq, a predicted model, not a curated record
AUGUGAAAAUAUGCUCAGAUUGAUUCUUAUUUUAUAAAAUACUAAUUUUAUUUCAGGACCACAGAGUAGCUCGGGAACCAGUCUAAGACCAAAACCAACAUUCUAUUUUUAGCACAUGGGAUUUCCAAUUUUCAUUUCUCUGUCAAGGUUGGUAGCCAAAUAUGGAUCCUAAUCAUAUUGUUUUCACAACAGAUGACUAUGCAGACAGUGAUGACGAGGACUUCGCAGAUGUAGAGGAUUUUGCAUAUGAAAAUAACACUUCUACUGGACAAAUACUUCAGUCUGAAGGCUUUGGUCCAAUGGGAAGUGUCAAUCAUGGGUUUGAGCCAGAACCAAUAGCUGUCGACAAUGAUGGUGGUGUAAUUCCUGCUAACGACUCUGGCCCUGGCAUUACCCAGACAGGACCAAGGGCCCCAGAGUAUGUAGCCUUGCACAGAACACCAGCAGUUUUACAAAUCAAUGAGUAUCUUACAGAGGAGCAGAAGAAACUGUGGCAUGACUUUUUCAAUGUCACUCCAAUCAACUCGGAGGAAUUAUUUAUGAAGUACAGUGCAUACUACUCAGCCAGGAGGUUUUUGUGGAAUAGAGGCUGGGUGACUAUCACAGGUUUCCCUGGUGAUGGGAAGCGAGCCCUGGCAGAACAUUUGAUGGUCAAAUUUGUCAGGAAACCAGAGAAACCCCCACAGAGACCCACUCCAAAAGAGCAGAACGAAUGGGAAGGAGCUUGGCUGGAUGAAGAUGGCCGACCACAGUAUACGGUGGUCCACGUCAACUCGUAUCAGGAAUGGCAGCGCAAGGUGGACCCGACCAAAAAGCAGUGUGUUUUGAUUGAUAAGAUAUUUGGUCCUGCAACUUACACUAUAUCAAAAGUAGAAGAAUGGAUCAACCACUUGGAUGAAAUUUUGGAGACGGCUGUUCGAAACAGACCAAACACUCUAGUAAUCAUUACUUUUCAAAAACACCAACUUGAGAAAAUUCACCCUCGAGUGACACUUUGUCCUCUCUUUCAGUCCAAGCAUGUCAUUGAUUUAACCAAUGACAGAUACAAGGCUAAAAAUAAUGAAAAACAAAAGAUUCUGGAAGGCAGUUGUAGUGGGAAACAUGGGUUAUUAAUAAAUGAACAAGAUGACGUUAUCAGAUCCAAUCUGAAUUCCUUUGCUUAUCACUGUCGUCUAUAUGGAGGGGUCAAAAGCUUCCAUAUGGAAGGUAUGCAAUAUUUCAAGAGCCCUGAAAACUCAAUGGAAACUGUUCUGGAGAAAGUAUUUCGUUUUGACAAAAUCAUUUAUUACACUUUGGCAUGUGUAGGACUAUUUGAUGGAAAGAUUGAACUAGACAAAGGAAGGUUUGAAGAUUACACAGCAUUUCAACAAAAUAUAUUUAGGCAACUAAAAAUAGCUUUAGAAGUCCCGCAUGAUGUCAAUUUAGAGAAGAUGAGGCACGCUUGCACUCUUCUCUGUGGAGUGUUUCUUGAACCUAUUCAGUUACAUCAUUGGAAGUUUUGCCAUGAACGAAUGUUUUUCUUUGUGACCCAUUCCGUUUUCAAAAGAAUUCCUCUCAAAGUUUUAGAAAUUUGCAGUUUAAAUUUCUUAAUGGAACGUAUUAGAACAUCAAGUUACUUCACGAUAACCAUGGAGUCCAAUUUGUGUGUUUGGAAUAAAGAUUAUACAGCUUUGGCGCAAAGGCUUGUAUUUGAAAUUCUUAGAAGCAAUGCAAGGCUUAUAGCAUCUCAUCCAAGUUUAUGCGAUAUACGGUUUGGGGAAGCUUUUGUCAAAUUUAUGGGGGAAAUGGGAAGCUUACAACCGGUUUUUCUUCAAAGGGCCGAUUAUCAUCGUUCAUUCUUCUUUUGGCUUUGUUAUUAUGGACAAGAACAGACAAUCAAACAUUUGCUGAAACACGAAGAUUUUAAGAAUAUUAAGGAGAUGGAAUGGUUUAAAGAGGAACUUGACGUUUCUCUGUUUGCUGCUUGCAAUAGGAAUGGUGCCAGUAGUGGUAGAGUCGUGAAAAUGUUGUUAGAAGAAGGCGCAUCAUUGAGUUCUAGAGACCCGCUACCUGAUGACGAUUUUGUUCUCCUGUAUGGGCAGGACAUGUUUGAAUUAACUCGAAAACUUAAUGCUCCAUUGCUACAUGUUGCAGCUUUUUAUGGGUCCCUUGAUACUUUACAAGGUUUGAUCGCCAACGGUGCAGACGUCAACGAGAGGACAGAAGACGGAUUUUCGGUUUACCACAGAGUAGCAAGAAACCCUGACGAUGCAGCUCUAAGAGCUCUUCUGCAGCCCAAACCCGACCUGACUUCCAUUAAGAGCGCGACAGGCAGUUUACCAAUUCACGAGGCCAUCAGAUGUGGAAAUGAUAAUGCAACCAGACACUUCAGCGAGGGCAUUCCCAAGGAUGCUUACAAGAUGGAGGAUGGUAGAUCAAUGUUGGCAGCAGCUACAGGCGUCGGUGUAGAGAGCGUAGUCAAGACGCUAUCAAACGCCAUGGGAUCAGCAAAUCCAGUGGGGUGCCAGGACAACUGGCCACCACUGCAUAGUGCAUGUGCAUUUGGGAAUGCGAAUCUUGUUGAGACGCUAUUGGGAAAUGGGGCAGACGUCAAUGCGAAAGGCACUGGAGGAUGGACGGCGCUUCAUUUUGCAGUUCUGUUCAAUAGGUCCCGAAUAGUCGAGUUUUUGCUAAAGAAAAAGGCUGAUGUGAAUAGUCAAGCCACGGACAGAAAGACUCCAUUGCACAUUGCAGCGGAAAAUGAUCAUUGGUCCUUAGUAGACUUGCUUCUAGAAAAUGAAGCCAAACCGGAAAAUACCACAAAUGAAGGAGACUUCGCCAUAACAUUAGCGGCAUCAAAUGGUCAUAUAGAACUGGUCAAGACAUUCGUAGAGGAAGGAAUCGAGCUCGAAUUUCCCCAGGUGCGAGAAGAAGACCCGGAUGAAAGGCAGCGUGCAUUGAUGAUGAUGAUGGGCAGAGGCCGAGAGCAAGACAGACUGGAAAGAAUGAUGCGAUAUACCAUGAGAGAAAAAGCGAAAAAUAUGAAAAAAUAAAGUCAACUUUGUUAACAAAGCAUUGACCAGUGGAUGUGAAAAUUUGUUUAAUUAUUUAUAAUAUAAUGACAGCACAAUGAUUUUACUAAUGAAAUAUUUGUAAAACAAUCAAAUUUUUUUUCACUACAUUUUAUAUUUUGGGCUUCAUAUUUUUAUAACACAGAUUUAAUUUAUAUACAUUGUACAUGUAUUUGUAUUAUUAAACUGGUUUUAUAUAUAUAAAAAAGGGUUUUCUAAUGUACUAAGAAUAAUAGUUGUUACUGAUAGCUAAACAUUAAAAAAAUAGCAAAGUGUUUUAAUUUUUUUCUGUUUUCUUAUAUGUCCAAUAUCAAACUUGCUGCAAAAGGUUCAAUCAUGGACAGUAUACUUUGUUUAAUUGCAUGAUUAAGAUAGAUAGCCUAUAUAAACCCUUAAUAAUUUGUAUUAUUAAACUGGUUUUAUAUAUAUAAAAAAAGGUUUUCUAAUGUACUAAGAAUAAUAGUUGUUACUGAUAGCUAAACAUUAAAAAAAUAGCAAAGUGUUUGAAUUUUUUUCUGUUUUCUUAUAUGUCCAAUAUCAAACUUGCUGCAAAAGGUUCAAUCAUGGACAGUAUACUUUGUUUAAUUGCAUGAUUAAGAUAGAUAGCCUAUAUAAACCCUUCAUGAACUACUUUGAGGAAAACUGAAUGAA